This is a messenger RNA of Podarcis lilfordi (Lilford's wall lizard), 1155 nucleotides long. Lineage: Eukaryota; Metazoa; Chordata; Lepidosauria; Squamata; Lacertidae. The record is from the annotation of a GenBank genome assembly.
ACAGGGCUACGAAGAACUGGAAAGACAACUUAAAGAAGUCUUUAAGGAAAGGAGCAACAUUCUUCGCCAGCUGUCAAAGACAUCCAGAGAACUUGAAGGAAUUAAAGUAAACCUCCAGGUACGAAUCAUCCUCCCCAACUGCCCCGUGAUAUAUAGUCAUCAUUCACUCCAUUUCAUAAUGCAAGCAUUUUGUGAUUAAUAUACUAGGAAAAUAGCCAUGAAAUAUCACAGCCAGGUUGUGGGGAUUUGGAUGAGAGAAAUCGACUCUGACCCUUCCAUUUUCUAUUGCCCUUUUCUUCUUACUAUACACGCCUGCCUGGCACCACCACUUCUUCACCACUCAAACAUGGCAAAUAUUUUUCCAAAUUUUCCCUAUUCAUUACCUAAACUCGUCUGCACUGUUACAGCUUCUACAACCUGGUGAUGUAGAGAAGAAGGCUGGCCCUUCACUUCCUACAUCCAUGACAAUGGCUUGAGUGAUGGAAGAUGGGGUAUAGAGGUGGUGGACCUAGUUUUGACUAGAGAGAAAGGAGCAGUUCAUAUCUAACAGAAAAUAAAGUAGUUCUUCUACACCCAUGAAUGUAGAAUCUUCAUUGAUUUUUCAUGAAUCAAUAAAGAAAUGGGAUGGAGCAGACUUAUGAAUGAACGUAGGCAAAAAUGGCAUGGAUAAGAAAUAUAUCCACCCAUCCCUAGUGGCAUUAUGUAUUUUUAUAUGUGGAUAGGAUAAAAAUGACCAGCUCCAUGAAAGGAAGAUUACAUGUGAAUCUGUCAUUGACCUUCACAUUAGGCAGUAGUUCCUCUCUGUCAUAAUUACAGAGGAACAUAUAGAGAUGUUGGGCCAGUGGUGGCUUUUUUUACGACAAUUAAGGUGUCAAUCAAAAGAAGUGUGGGAAUGUUGUGAGGCCUUGCAGCAGACGAACAAAGCUGUUUCCGUUUCCAUUUGUUCUUGGCUUUAAAAUAUGCUAUUCACAGAAAGCAUUUUAUCAAAAGGGGAACCAUUAAUAAUUUUACUAUGGAAGAAAUGGUAAAGAGCUUCUUGAUAAGAAAUGGUAAAGAACUUCUUGUUUCUUCCCUUUGUUCUCAGUCUUUGAAAAACGAUGAGGCAUCUGCUAAAACCGACGUACAGAAACUCUUGGAAUUAGGCCAAAAACAAAG